Messenger RNA from Camelina sativa (false flax), 1947 nucleotides. RefSeq names its product putative transcription factor bHLH056. Gene Ontology annotation, biological process: regulation of DNA-templated transcription. Gene Ontology annotation, molecular function: DNA-binding transcription factor activity; protein dimerization activity. Lineage: Eukaryota; Viridiplantae; Streptophyta; Magnoliopsida; Brassicales; Brassicaceae. The record is from RefSeq and is a predicted model, not a curated record.
CGAUGAUGAUAUCUUCUCACAUUCUUAUAAAGUUAUAAUUCUACUUUUUCCUCCUCUGCUUGAUCAGACAAAUCCAAUCCAUCAUGGGUGAAGAUGAUUUAGUGGAGCUCGUAUGGAAGAGUGGUCAAGUAGUUCAAAGAAGCCAUACACAAAGACCCUCCUCUGAUAAACCCUCUCAUCCUCCUCCUCCUCCUCCUCCUCCUACCAUUCUCCGUGGCAGUGGAAGCGGCGGUGGUGGUGGAGAAGAAAAUGUUUCUCUUCAGCUUCCGCAGCCUCAGCCUUACAUGCAUCAUCAGAAUCUCUUCAUUCAAGAAGAUGAAAUGGCGUCUUGGCUUUACCGUUCUUACAGCCAAGAUUAUUUCUGCUCCGAACUUUUAUACAACGGCGUCGCAUCCACUUCUGCUACGCAUCCACAAAGCUCUGUCUCGUUGGCACCAUCACCCAGUGCUCCGUACAUUCUGCCGCCGGAGAGACCCAUCGCUCAUAAUUUGGCCGUGACAAGGGCGGAGAAUCUUAUGAACUUCUCGUGGCUAAGAAGGAACAUAUAUACCAGCGAUAGAGUUGAAGUUGGACAAUCGAUCCCGGUGCAGGUUGGUUCGAGCGCGACCACGUCAUCUUUGGUUACUUUCCCGCAAAGUUUGGCCUCUCUGGCACAGCUACCACCUAGUAUUCAGUACAUUCUGACGGCGGAGAGACCCACCGGUCAAGUUUCUACGAACUUCUCGAGGCUAAGAGGGAACAUGUUUACCGGCGGUCGAGUUGAAGCUGGACCGUCCAUGGAGGUGGGCUCGAGCGCGACACCGUCGUCUUCUGCAAUUGAAUCAUGUGUGCUACCACCAACUGAGGGGACGGAGAGUAGAGUGUCGGGCACUUUUGCAGUUCCCGGUCUUGAUCGGAAGGGAAAGGCUGUGGCCAUUGAGACGGCCAGAACACCAACGUCAGGAGUAUGCAAGGCCGAAACAGAGCCGAUUCAGGUACAACCAGCGACUGAGAUGGGAGUUUCCAAAGACAAGAAGCGAAAGGAGAGAGAGGAAACCGUUGCCGGAAUCCAGGGAACUGAAGAAGCUCGUGGAUCAAAAUCUAGGAAGAGGUCACGAGCUGCAGAAAUGCAUAACCUCGCCGAAAGGAAACGGAGAGAAAAGAUCAACGAGAGGAUGAACGCCCUGCAAGAACUCAUUCCUGGCUCCAGAAAGUCUGAUAGAGCUUCAAUGUUGGAGGAUGUUAUUCAGUUCGUGAAAAAACUACAUAGCCAAAUACAGAUGAUAUCUAGGGGACAAGAUAUCAUGCCGCCUGUGACGAAUGCAGGGAAUAUGCAACAGUUCAUGCCUCAGAUGGGCAUGGGGAUGAUGGGUAUGAAUCAGCCUCCAUUUAGACCAUCACCUAAGCCGCCUCAUAUUGCGGAUCCACCAUAUCCAGCACCGCACCACCCUUUUCCAAACAUUCAGACCUCUGACCCAUCCACAGUUCAUUUACCAACACCGCAGCCGCAGUUUCCGGCAUACAUGAAUCCUUAUAGUCAGUUUCUUGGUCCCCACCAGAUGCAACAACCUCCUCCUCCUCCAUCGCAGAGUCAAACAACAUCACAGCUGAGUGUAAGCAAGGCAAGUACUAGCAAGGAACUUGAGGAUCAGGACAACCAACCAACAGGUUGAUGUUCUCCAAGGAAAUCACAACUUUGAAGAAAACCAAAGUGGCUAACAAGUAGAAAGAUGGUAUGUCUGUCAGUCUGUGUAAGGUUUAUGUAGGUCCCUUUUAUGUUACAACGUAGAAUCUAUGGUGUCAAUGUAUACAGGUUGCAAGGUGGGCAAAGAGAAGAGAGACGUUUGUGCAUUACACCCUAACCUUGAACUCCCUAUAAAAACUAUCGUGCCAAUACAUUAAUAAAGGAGCAAAAGUAAUAGCUAAAUUGUUGAGACUAUUAUGUUACAAGUGUAAAGUGCCAUUUUG